AUGGAUACAAUGUCUUUCUUAUUGGGCACACUGCUUCUCUUAUUGAGCUUCAACAGUGCAGAAAGCCGUGUUCAAGCUGUACUUGACAAGAAUAUUACUCGUUCAGCUUGGCAACUUCCAAUAACCACCGAGGAUCACGAUAAAGUUUUGACAUGUGAUCAAAUCCAUGCAUUUUUAUCAAUAUUUUCACCUAAUGAAUUUUCUUCUCUUCAAUCAUUAACAUUAUCUGAAAUUGAAAAACAAAAUAUUGAAAAAUUGAAAAUAAUAUUACCAUUAACUUCCUUUCAUAUGAUUUGUGAUAAGUUUCAAGAUAAUGAAAUAUUCGAUGUUCUUUCAAUGUUCAAUCUCCGAACAUUAUCAAUAUCAUCAUUACAUUCUAUUGAGAAACGCAUUAACGAUACUUCAAAUAUUACAGAUCUAACAAUUCACGAUUGUUCUUUAGAACAUUUGUUAUAUCAGGGUGUGGAUGUGGGAUGUGGAAGAGAUGAAGAUUGA
Rotaria sordida is the source of this 495-nucleotide messenger RNA. NCBI's taxonomy places the organism in Eukaryota, Metazoa, Rotifera, Eurotatoria, Philodinida, Philodinidae. The record is from the annotation of a GenBank genome assembly.